AUGCAAAAGUCUUGUGAAGAAAAUGAAAGAGAAUCACAGAACAUGCCACAGGCCGAGGAAGACCGCCCUUUGGAAGAUGUACCACAGGAAGCAGAAAGAAAUCCUCAACCUUCCAAAGAAGGUGUAAGCCAGGAAGCUGAAGGAAACCUUGGCGCAGGGCUGACUCAGCCUAGCCAGGGAUAUAAAGAGGACACUCUGGUUAGGCAUUUGGAUGCUGAAGAAAUGGUAAGAGGAGUAGAUGAGUUGGAAAGGCUUAGGGAAGAGAUAAGAAGAGUAAGAAACAAGUUUGUGAUGAUGCAUUGGAAGCAAAGACAUUCACACAGCUGCCCUUAUCCUGUGUGCUUUAGACCUUGAAUUUUUUUUUUUUUUGGUCUGAUAUUAAAAUCUAGCCCCUGCUUUCUUUC
Phacochoerus africanus (Common warthog) is the source of this 404-nucleotide messenger RNA. RefSeq names its product transcription elongation factor A protein-like 8. The coding region runs from base 1 to 354 and encodes 117 amino acids. Lineage: Eukaryota; Metazoa; Chordata; Mammalia; Artiodactyla; Suidae. The record is from RefSeq and is a predicted model, not a curated record. The transcript has a single exon.